UGUCUCCCGCUAGUUUGGUUAAACGCGCUGCCGUUAGUUGUCCUAUCUGCGCACCUUCUGUUGUAUCUCUCGAUAAUUGUGAUCUAACCAAUGUGGUAACAUGGGACUGCUCCGGUUCUGGAACUGCAAUUUGUACUAAUAAUUGUUCUGGUUGUAGUAUAUUGUGUACGUCUCCCAAUGAAUUUUCUUGGUCUUGUGAUUGCGCAUAA
Molecule: messenger RNA, 209 nt
Organism: Funneliformis caledonium
Lineage: Eukaryota; Fungi; Glomeromycota; Glomeromycetes; Glomerales; Glomeraceae
Source: the annotation of a GenBank genome assembly